Molecule: messenger RNA, 870 nt
Organism: Lolium perenne
Lineage: Eukaryota; Viridiplantae; Streptophyta; Magnoliopsida; Poales; Poaceae
Product: membrane protein PM19L-like
Source: RefSeq, a predicted model, not a curated record
CUCAUCACCGGCAAUCCUCGAUCAACCAUCAAUCUCUUGUCACAAUCCAAUUCGAUUCUUGCACCCGGUAGACCUAGUCCACACUCCAUUAAAGCUCGGCAGUGAGUUUGCAGCUUCGUAAGCUAGCUCGAAUCGCUCAACAAUGGCGGGCGUGGGGCGGAACAUGGUGGCGCCGCUGCUGGUCCUGAACCUGAUCAUGUACAUCAUCGUCAUCGGCUUCGCGAGCUGGAACCUGAACCACUUCAUCAACGGCACCGCCUUCAACCGCCCGGGCAUCGCGGCCAACGGCGCCACCUUCUACUUCCUGGUCUUCGCCAUCCUAGCCGGCGUCGUGGGCGCCGCCUCCAAGCUCGCGGGGGUGCACCACGUCCGGACCUGGCGCGGCGACAGCCUGGCGACGACGGCGGCGUCGGCGCUGGUGGCCUGGGCCAUCACCGCGCUGGCCUUCGGGCUGGCCUGCAAGGAGAUCCACAUCGGUGGGUUCCGCGGGUGGCGGCUCCGGGUGCUGGAGGCGUUCGUGAUCAUCCUGAUGUUCACCCAGCUCCUGUACGUGCUGAUGCUGCACACCGGGCUGUUCGGGAACCAGUUCGGCACCGGCGGCGGGUACGGGGCGGAGCACGGCUACGGCGACCACCACAACAAGGGCAUGGGCGUGGGCACAGGCGCCGCCGCCACCAGGGUCUGAGCUUCCCUUUGGCGUCCGAUGGACGGAUGAAUAAUAAUGUGUAUGUACGUGUCAGUGCGUGUGUGUAGCUGUAGCUGUGUAUGCAUACAUGGCGUUUGCACAUGUACUGCUUCUUUUUUUGAGGGAGUGCAUGGUAGCAGUAGCUGUUUAAUUCUACGAAAGCUUGUGUUCUGAACUUCUGAUGU